Messenger RNA from Echinostoma caproni, 594 nucleotides. The record is from the annotation of a GenBank genome assembly. Lineage: Eukaryota; Metazoa; Platyhelminthes; Trematoda; Plagiorchiida; Echinostomatidae.
AAGCGGAUAGCUUUGGAAACCGAAAAAACUGAAAAAGAAACCCAAUUGGAGCACAAUCUGUUACGCAAACAGGAACAGUUGGAGGCUGAAUUGGCCGAAGCUUCCGAACAGGAUUUGCAAGAUCGAUUGGCUGAAGCGGAGGAAGAAUUGCGCGAGGUAGAACGUCGUAUCGAAGCGGCUCAGCGUACAGUGGAUGAGGUCGAGGCGCGUCUGGCCGCACUGUUACACGAACAACGCCAAUUGGAAUCGGAGGUGGAGAGAAAGAAGCAAGAAGAGAAAGAGUAUGCCGAACGCAUCCAGGACGAUCAACAAAGUUUGGAACAGAUGCAAUCCAAACAGAGUCAACUGUUGAAAAAGGUCGAACUUGGAACGGAUUUGCUCAGUCAGUUGUCCGUACAAGAACAACGUGAGGUGGACCGUCUGAAUGAUAAAAUCCAGGAAUUGACACGUGAAGCAAAAGAAGCUUACAAUUUGAAACUGGUUUCCCUAAUCCAUCCACGAUCGUUAUUGAAUGCAAUCAGACCUCACGUGGCAAAUGUCGUCCGAACACAUUUAAUCCUGGCCUCGGAGAAAAUCGAUAUAGUAACCAUUUAA